Molecule: messenger RNA, 480 nt
Organism: Funneliformis geosporum
Lineage: Eukaryota; Fungi; Glomeromycota; Glomeromycetes; Glomerales; Glomeraceae
Source: the annotation of a GenBank genome assembly
AUGCCCCACACCGAAGCUCAAGAAAUUAUAAAAUUUUGGCAUAAAGUUUUAUAUAAAUUAGGAAUAGUUAAAUGUCCUGAACCUUUUCAAAAAUUACUUUGUCAAGGAAUGAUUUUAGGACCAGAUGGCGAAAAAAUGUCGAAAUCGCGGGGGAACAUUAUUAAUCCUGAGGAACUACUAGAAAAAUACGGAGCUGACGCACUAAGGCUUUAUGAAGUAUUUAUAGGACCCUCAGAACAAACCACUAGUUUUGGUUCGCAUGGAGUUCGAAAUGAAGAAAUAGAAAAGGCUCAUGCUGAAGUGGUUAUCAAAGUAAGUGCCUACUAUGAAAAAGUUAAAUUAAAUUUGGUGGUUUCUUCGCUCAUGGAAUUUAUUAAUAAAUGCUAUCAAGCCAAAAAAAAAGUUAUGUCAUUAGAACACUUCUUAGACUUUCUUAAAUUGUUAAACCCCCUGGCACCUCAUAUUACCGAGGAAAUGUGA